Carassius auratus (goldfish) is the source of this 1331-nucleotide messenger RNA. RefSeq names its product ganglioside-induced differentiation-associated protein 2-like. The transcript has 2 exons. Bases 34 to 273 code for a protein of 79 amino acids. The record is from RefSeq and is a predicted model, not a curated record. NCBI's taxonomy places the organism in Eukaryota, Metazoa, Chordata, Actinopteri, Cypriniformes, Cyprinidae.
UUGUGUUUCAGCAACUAUUCUUGUAACGUUUUCAUGGAAAGUAGCAUCUCGGUCAAUCAAAUGGUUUUGUUUGUGAUUCAUGUCAGGUCUCUACUUGGUUCUUCACAAACGUUCAGUGUAUCAGGCCUUAAAGAGAAGGUCCAUCACAUAGAGAACUUACAGCAGCUCUUCACCUGCAUCCUUCCUGAGCAGAUUGACAUCCCUCCUUUCGUCCUGGAGUAUGACACACGGGUUAACAGCCCCUAUUACACGGCUCAGUCCUCAGGCCUGUGAUGCUGCCAGAUAAACCCAGAAGCGAGGAAAGAACCUGCUUCUUCUCACCGGGCUGAAACUCAACCCCGAUGACCCGACUCUGAUCUCUCAUCUUUGCCAUUCCUGACUGGCAAGUUUUCUCUGUGACAGUGAGAGAGUGUCAAUCAAUAAUGCUGUAUAAACACAUCCUGCUUAAACCUGCUGAACGUGCCACAGACCUGUACCAAACCCAGAUGUCACUGAAGGAACCGCCUGCCUGACCCAAGCUGUUUUGGAGCAAGGUAUGCGUGUGUGGUGUAGAUGAAGAGACUGAAUGUGAAACACAUGUACCAGUGUCUGCGUGAAUAAUGGCUGGAAAUAGGCGAAACCAUUCUGGUUUUAAUUUCUUAUGUCCUUGGCCAUCCAAUCAUCCGAAAGCCUCAUAUUUUGCUGUCUAAGCUGUUUUGUUGUUUCAUGUCAUUCUGUGUCUGCAAAGUCACUAUAAGGAGUAGCGCUUUACUUUUUUAUCUUGAUGCUCUCUUUUUUUUUUCUCACCACAAGCACUUUUUACAGCUUUAUCUCAGGUGCCAAACAACUAUCACUACAGUUUCUUAGGUUUGACAGGAAGCAACUUUUCCUCGUGUGUGUGUGUGUGUGUGUGAGGGAUGUGCUUUCACAAAGAUUGCUUUGUGCAGCUCUAAAAUCAGGUUGGCCUGUUGAGCUUUCUAUUAGCCUUUUAAUAAUAGUAUUUUCCUCUGUUCCUUUCAAUACGAUACAAUAUGGUUCUUGAAGCUCGAUCUGAGGUAGACUAAAAUCUUGCAGUGUGCCAGUUUGUGUUUCAUUUGAAGCAGAUUUACAAGCAUGGCCGAAGGAAUGUCCCAAACAGAGAGCUGAUCUCAGAGUGAAGCACUGUAAAUAGAUGAUUGUAGUUACUGCAGAUGCUGUCUAUUAUUCAUUCAGUUUUUCAGCCCUUAGUGUAGCUGUGCAUUGAUUCUUGUUAAAUUUUGUACCAUUUUAAAUGAAGUAUGACGUAUGAAUUAUGAAUUAUGAUGAUGGAGAAAAAAGAAUAAAAGAAUAUGAACAUUUGAUGUUAUCUUUAA